Centropristis striata (black sea bass) is the source of this 2102-nucleotide messenger RNA. Its product is annotated as cyclic GMP-AMP synthase. The coding region runs from base 82 to 1569 and encodes 495 amino acids. Gene Ontology annotation, molecular function: 2',3'-cyclic GMP-AMP synthase activity; chromatin binding; double-stranded DNA binding. Lineage: Eukaryota; Metazoa; Chordata; Actinopteri; Perciformes; Serranidae. Gene Ontology annotation, biological process: cellular response to exogenous dsRNA; positive regulation of defense response to virus by host; positive regulation of type I interferon production. The transcript has 9 exons. Gene Ontology annotation, cellular component: cytosol; site of double-strand break; nucleus. The record is from RefSeq and is a predicted model, not a curated record.
GCAAAGGGACAUCAGGCUGGAUUCAAACCGGGUCCGCUGCAGCAAGGAAACGGCCUUAAUGGCUGAGACCAGGAGUGAGUCAUGGACAUGGAGGACAGAGAUGCGAAGUGCGUUUGGACUGAAGCGCUGCAGCGUAAAGACGACAUCAGAGGAAAGAAGAGUCCUCCACGACUUACACCAGCCAGACAGAGACAGAAAUCUCAGCAGCAACAAGCUGCAGAGGAGGGACGCAGAGCGGUGGAGGAGUCGCUCUCUGUCUCCCCGGAGCUAAUCAACUGGAUCAAAGUCAACGCCAAAGACCUGAAGAUCCGUCUGACGGACCGCCGCUGGGCCGCUGAGGUGGUCAACGACUUCCGAGACAACCUGCUGAAGUUCCUGCGGAGCAACGGGGAUCAGACAUUCUUCCAGUCGACGGACUUCCUCAACACCGGCAGCUACUUUGAGAAAGUGAAGAUCCACCACCCCGAUGAGUUCGACAUGAUGCUGAAGCUUCAGGCUCCGUCUCGGCUCAACAUGACGGAGCUCGACGGCGGCCUCUUCUACCGGCUGGACCUGGUGCGGCCGCCUCGGGGCCCCAUACAGGCCUUCCUCUUGAAUCAGCUCACGCUCUCGUCCAGCAAGGUCCUGAGUGAGAUGUACCGCCUCGUCCGCAAGUUCCUCAAGACCUACAAAGUUCCUGUAGAAGGCUUUCACUGGGAGGUGAACAGGAAGCGACCGUACUCUCCGGCUGUGACUUUGUCUCUGUGCGGGACUGAAGUCAGCAGUGACGAGGUGAUCUCCGUGGACCUGGUUCCUGCUCUGGAGGUUCACCCCUCUCAGGGCUGGCCGCUCGCCGUGCGUCACGGUCCUGAUGUGGACAACUGGCUGGGAAAGAAAGUUCGCCAAGAAAUCACAAGUUUACCGUGUUACUUUGUACCAAAGAGGCCAAAAGGACGAAACCUCUGUGAGGAUGCCAAAGAAAGUUGGAGGAUUUCUUUCUCGCACGUUGAGAAGAAAAUCAUCACGAGUCACGGCAACAAGAAAACCUGCUGUGAGAGCAAAGCCACCAAAUGCUGCCGUAAACAGUGUCUGAUGCUGCUCAAGUCUCUGAUCGAAGGCCUGAAACAACGAUUCCCCAAAGAACUGGAUCACCUCUGCUCCUACCACGGGAAGACCGCCUUCCUCCACACGCUGUCCAUCAGGUUCGAUGACUCCAUGUGGGCUCACCAGCAGCUCGCCUCCUGCUUCCUGCACCUCCUCGGGGCUCUGGAGAUGCACGCCCGCACCGGCACCCUCCCUCACUUCUUUGUUCCCAGCUGCAACCUCUUCUCUGAGGCCGCGUUCCCCCGCAGAGCGCUGGCGUUCCUCGUCGGCGCCCUGGAGGAGCAGAGGAGGGACGGACUGCCGCUGCUGAAGCCCGCACCUCCUGUCGCUCCUCUCAGACUCCUGACUCCUGCAGGAGAGGACGACACCUCCUCCGAGACAUCUGCUGACCAGGCAUCCACGCAGACAGCAGGUUUCUCUCUGAACACUGCUCUGAUGGUCCUGGUAUUUGCUGUAGCUGUGAUUUGUGUCUUAUUUUACAUAUAAAUUAUGGGAAAAUAGAGACACUUCUUCCUCUUUUAAAUCAGGUGAAAGCAGGAAUUAUUGUAUAAUAAUUGUUAUUGAUUCUAUCUGAUCAGUGACAUUAUAGAAUAUCAUGUUUUUUAUUAUGAUAAAGAAUGUUUUAACACUAUAAUGUAAAAGGAAAAUAAUUAUCCUCAUGCUUACCUUUAAAUACAGAUUUUUUUCAGAUGUCUUUUAUUUUACUGGUGUAUUUCUUAUCAAAAUCAAUGUUUUGUAGGAUAUCUAGUUCCUUUUAUUCCUUUUUUUCAGAUGGGACUGACUAUCAUCUCUGUGCAAUUACUUUGUUUAUAAAUUUAAUAAUGAAUUAUAUUAUUUUUUGUAUAUUUAUUUGUGUGUAUUUUCCUUUUUUUUUUUUUUUUUUAAUUAAUUAAAAUGUUCUUUAAUUUAAUUAAUUUAUGGGUUUUCAUAUGGUGUUUUCUUUGUGUGACUUUCAGUGUACUGUCAUCACUUGUACGAAUAUAAAGUAUAUUCAUUCCUAAUUAAAUAAAGGUCUUAAA